UUUACUAUCUUUAUCUUCACAAAAUUUGAUUAAUAAAUUUUUAUAAAAUAAAAUUUUUAAAGUUUACGUUUCAAAUAUAUAGUAUAAAAAGUUUUCAGAAAAACGUUUGGUAAUUAAAAAGUCGUAAUAUUAUUUUUUUUUACAAAAACCAAAACAUUUUUGAAAUAAAAAAAAAAAAAUAUUGAAAAUUUUUGCGACUGAUGACGUCUUAUACGGGUAAUUUUUUUCUUUCAUUUUGAAUAUAAUUUUCCUUAAUUCAAAAAAAAAUCAUUCAUCAUGUCUAAAAUGUAUGGCAAAGGGAAGAGCGGAGCGGUCGGUGGCAAUAUGGCUUUGAAAAUAGCACCGAUAGAAUCUGAAGAGAAUGCAAAACUCCGGUUGCAGAUAGAAUUGGAAUUUGUACAAUGUUUAGGAAAUCCAAAUUAUUUAAAUUUUUUAGCUCAACGUGGCUACUUUAAAGACCAAACAUUUAUAAACUACUUAAAAUAUUUAUUAUAUUGGAAAGAACCGGAAUAUGCCAAGUAUAUUAUGUAUCCAAUUUGCUUGUAUUUCUUAGAUCUCUUGCAAUAUGAACAUUUCCGUCGAGAAAUAGCAAAUACACAAUGUUGCAAAUUUAUAGAUGAUCAAGCUAUAUUACUUUGGCAACAUUAUACCCGUCGUAGAACUAAGUUAUUAGCACAAAAUGAUAAUGCUAAUAUGUCUGAGCAUCAUAAUCAAAAUGGUAGUGUUGGAAAUAAUAGUGUUGUCGGGGGAAAUAUAAACUUAAAUGCAACUACACCACAGCAAAAUGGUAUUUUGCAAAAAAACAAUUGAAACAUUGUUCAAUAGACUAAAAAUAAUAUAUGUACACAUAACUUUAUUUCAUAUUGAAAUUAAAUUUAGAUGAAAUACGAUAAAUAAUAUUAUAAUAUUAUUUUCGCUUACAUAACUACUGAAAAAGAAAAAUCAUUUAUUUCGUUUAAAUAAAAAAAAAAUAUUUAUAAAAAUGGUAAUAUUUUUUUUAGUAAAAAUUUGCUUGGAAAAAACUGGAAGAAUCAACAAUUUUUGAUUUUUCAGUGUAUUUAUGAAUACAUAUCAAUUCUUUGCUGUACAAUGCUCAUAUAAAGGUCUGAAAUUUGUAACUUGUAGUGAAGCUGCCAUGAAUCAGAUUAGAAGUCGAAACCCAUUUAAUAAAACAAUUGAAAAUGUUUUUUUAAAUGAACAAGACAAAUUUUCAAAUCAAAGUCAAUACAAAAAGGACAAGCUGUCGUGCUGUCAUUUUUAUUCCUUUAUUUAAAAUUACCAAAUAUAUCUACAUCGAAAAUGAUGAUAAAAUAAGUAGAAUAAAAUGGUUUAAAUAAUAAGUAAUUUGAUGGGUCAAAAGAUCUAAUAUGUAUU
Molecule: messenger RNA, 1374 nt
Organism: Condylostylus longicornis
Lineage: Eukaryota; Metazoa; Arthropoda; Insecta; Diptera; Dolichopodidae
Gene: MED31
Product: mediator of RNA polymerase II transcription subunit 31-A
Exons: 5
Coding region: 277-810 (177 amino acids)
Biological process (GO): regulation of transcription by RNA polymerase II
Cellular component (GO): mediator complex; core mediator complex
Molecular function (GO): transcription coregulator activity
Source: RefSeq, a predicted model, not a curated record